Molecule: messenger RNA, 3021 nt
Organism: Anopheles gambiae (African malaria mosquito)
Lineage: Eukaryota; Metazoa; Arthropoda; Insecta; Diptera; Culicidae
Product: L-dopachrome tautomerase yellow-f2
Exons: 4
Coding region: 532-1920 (462 amino acids)
Cellular component (GO): extracellular region
Source: RefSeq, a predicted model, not a curated record
CCUGUCGCAGGCUAAGAACACAGCAAGACGAUGCCAUUAGAAGCUAAACACAGGAGGUGAAUUUCUUCGGAGCAGCUGCGACCCUUGCCCCUUGAUGAAAUGUAUUGCCACUUGGACAAAUACGUUUGGAAGACAUCACGAGAGAGAGAGAGAUAGAGAGAGCGCGCGAGCCUAUGAGCUAAACGCGACACACCCAGAGGAACAGGUCGUGAUAAUAAAUGAGAAAGAGAGGAAAAAAAGCUAAAAACCGGUCGAGCAAAAGCGAAGAUCCACGAGAUUAUAGCCACAAGACAACAACAAAAAAUCCUCACCCGAACUCUAUUUAUUUCAUUUUGUCGCGACGCGCAGCAUCAUUCCGAACGGUGCGAUCGAAACGGAUCGGUCGCAGUGUGACAACGGAGCGGAUUCAGGGUUCAGGAUUCGACCUCCAAAGAACCACACCGCGUGUACUAUCAGUAUAAGAGAAUAUACCCCCCACAGUGUGAGAUCAGAGUGUUGUGUGCGUUUGGUUCCUUAAAAAGUAGCCAGAAAAUGGCAAAAGUGGCCCGUGUGGCUCUGCUCCUUCUGGCCGGCCUAGUGGCAUUGGCCAGCGGGCAGGUGGACGAGGUGCUCAAAUGGCAGAGGGUUGAGUACGACGUGCCGGCGGAAGUGUUGCAGCGGGAAAACGGCUACAUACCGAUCGGCAACAUCCCGAUGGGUGCGGUCCACCAUAAGAACCGUGUGUUUGUGGCCGUGGCGCGCCGUCGCUGGGGCAUCCCGUCCACGCUAAAUGUGGUCGACCUUUCGCCACCCUUCCCCAACACGAACGUUAUCCUGAAGCCCUAUCCUAACUUUGCGCUUAACGAGCUGCGGGCGGAUCUGCAACCGGACGCUAACCGCAUCGUUACGGUUUACCGGCCACGUGUCGAUCGCUGCGAUCGGCUGUGGUUUGUCGACACGGGCAUGAUGGAAAUCCCCGGCAACUUCACCGUCGUCCAACGGCCCUCGGUCUGGUCCAUCGAUCUGAACACGAACGAGCCCAUCCAUCGCUUCGAAAUUCCCAAGGAAGCGGUCGAAACGGGCUACGGCCUCACGUCGAUCACGCUCGACGUCGACCCGUCCGACUGUGAGAAGGUGUUCGUCUACAUCUCCGACCUGCAGACGUACCGCAUGGUCGUGUACGAUUAUGCGAACCGCCGCGCCUGGCGCUUCCUGCACAACUACUUCUUCCUGAACCCGCUCGAGGGUGACUAUCUGAUCCAGGGCAUCAACUUUGCCUGGGACGACGGAAUCUUCUCGAUCGCGCUGGGCAAUCCGGACCCGGUCACCAAGUUCCGCACCGCCUACUUCCACGCACUGUCCAGCAACUCGGAGUUUACCGUGUCGACGCGCGUCCUGCGCAACGAAACCGCUUCCCAGCGAUCCUGGCACGGUACCGACUUCCAGCUGCUCGGCUACCGGGGCAGCAAGUCCCAGUCAAGCAUACACGCGUUCGAUCCGGAAACGGGCGUCAUCUUCUUCGCACUGAUCCAGCAGAAUGCGAUCCUCUGCUGGGACUCGAACAAACCGUUCGCCCCACAAAACAUGGCGAUCGUGUACAAGAACGAUCGGGACAUUGUCUACCCGAACGAUCUGUCGAUCGACCAGAAUGGUUACGUGUGGUUCAUGACCAACUCGAUUAUCAAGCUGCUGUACACGCAGCUCAACCUGGACGAGUUUAACUUCUUCGUGUGGCGCGCCAACAUCAAGCAGAUCAUCAAGGGUACCGUUUGCGAUCCGGCCUCACCGCCGAAUGUUAACUCGGCCCAGCGAUUCGGAGACGAGAACAACAACGAUCGUGUGACGUUCUUCGAGUUCAAGGAUAAGUACGGACCCGGCGGUGGCCCGUACGGUGGCUGGGGGCACGGCAACGGCCCAAACCGCCCCGGUCGUCGACCGUAAAACGGCCGUACGCUCGACAGUGACACACCGGCAGGAGGAUGUGGUGCUGGUCACACACUACGAAUAAGAGAUCAAAUCAAUAAAAACCGCGUCAAUGUUUUGUUUAACCGCAACUAUUCGCAGCUACAAAAAAAACCACCCCAUGUGCCCGUUUUCAAUCGUGUGUAAGGUGCGCUUGGGAGUGGAGGGGAUGGUGUAAAUUAGAGAUGCGCGUGGUGUUCCGAACCUGCCAGGUGCCGGGUCGGUUCCAGCGUGCAAGCAAUGCGGACCGCGUUUCUUCAGCUCAAUGCAAGUAGGUUUGUUGCCUGAUGCUUUCAGCGUUCUUUGCGAUCCUAUCAGAACCGGUUGCUCUAUUAGUGCUCUUUUCGAUUUGGUCUGAGGCGCUGGAUGCUUUACUCUAUUUCACUCGAUGGGCCAGUUUGUUGUACACAAAGCAUCAAGGAUCAACCUGAACCGACUUCGUUCUUUUCGAUUCGGUAUGAAACGCCAGGCAUUCCCUUCUUUUUUGCUUCUUUCUAGUUUGGAUUCAUAUACACGUUUUAUACAUAUACGUAAAGUUCUCUUUAUUGACGUGAAUUCUCUUGAUGUUGUACAUCGACUGACUUUGCUUCCCAAAUUCCCCUCUCUAUAUAAUACCAUGCUUUCAGGGCUGUAGAACCCAUUUUUCAAUUCACAUAUAUAGGCUUGUUUGAUAGAGGAGAUGCUUUCUAUCACAUACAAGAGCCAUGAGGGCAGAAAACGACUACAAUAUUGGAUGGAAUGAGAAGUUAAUUGCCUAAAUUUAAGAAUUAAAAGUGUUUAACAAAAUGAAUGAAAUACUGCUUUAUGCAAACAGCUAGCACGCAGCUACGCAUAUAUGUCUUGUGUAUAUUAUCGACAUGCAUCCUAUUAAUUUGGGUGCCUUUUUUCUGGCAGGAUCCUGGCAAUGGAUGAAAUGCUCUGUGUUGGACCUGUAUGUUCAAUUAAACAAUCGGACUUAUGCCUGUGGUCUUCAGUGCUGUGUGGUGCAUGGCGUGCUUAGACAUCCGCAAUAUUUCUUAGACCAUGCUUUAUCCUCUUGCGCUAUUCUUAUGGACAAAAUAUAUCGAAUUUUAAAUUACA